This is a messenger RNA of Histoplasma mississippiense, 2301 nucleotides long. RefSeq lists its product with no specific name. Gene Ontology annotation, biological process: protein phosphorylation. Gene Ontology annotation, molecular function: protein kinase activity; ATP binding. The coding region runs from base 1 to 2301 and encodes 766 amino acids. The transcript has a single exon. Lineage: Eukaryota; Fungi; Ascomycota; Eurotiomycetes; Onygenales; Ajellomycetaceae. The record is from RefSeq and is a predicted model, not a curated record.
AUGGACAGCCGAGUACAACAGCUACUGGCUGAACUCGAAGAAGAGCGGGCAUUACGAGAAGAAGAGCGGGCAUUACGAGAAGAAGAACGGGCAUUACGAGAAGAAGAACGGGCAUUACGAGAAAUUGCGGAAGCACAGGCGGAAAAAGAAAGAAGACUACGACAAGAGGAACAGCGACGACGCGAAGAAGCAGAGAGCCUUACUGCAGAUUCCCAGCUUACCACAUUUCCAUCCCACCUCCGCGGCUGCCACGAGCUCUUACUCGCCAUCUGCAUCGUGACAGACCCGACAAGAACCACUCAGGGUACCGUAACAAAGCCAACCAAUCGGAGGGUUCCUUCGCGCAUCAUAAUAUGGGACGACUUCUUUGCUAAACAGGAGGCGUUCUGGAGGAUCCUCAAUGAUCAUCCUUUAUUUCUGACGAAAAAGCAGUUUCCGUCAAAACAUCAGCUCGAGUAUGUCCUCCAGUUCAUCACCCCGAUCACUUCGGAAUCGGAUCUUCGAUACUACGAACGAGAGGCGGUAGAGAACCAGGUUCGCAAAAUCGUCGAUCGGAUCACCGAAGACGAAACUCUCAAGGAGGCGUUUGGACUGCGAGGCUCAAUCACCUUCGAGAGCCAUACAAACCUAGGACGUGCACAGGAAAGCUCGCUGAGCGAAGGGGUGGAGAAAUUGUCAAUCAACCCAGAGACUGCACCAUCGGCCAAAGGUAAGGGCAGAGGUCGAAAGAAAAAGGAGGAGUCCACCGCAGUCACACGAGGGCAAGCGGAUCGCUUCUGUAUCUACCGGCAGGAUGGCGACGAACACAUCCCCGCGAUCGCGAUUGAAUAUAAGGCACCUCACAAACUCACGCAGGCCGAGAUGACCACAGGACUGAGUGAAGAGAUCCGACCCGCCCGGGAUGUGAUCGGCCAGGAGUCCGAGGAUGUUACCUUCUGCUGUAGAAGACUCGUUGCCGCGGUCAUCACCCAGCUCUUCUCCUACAUGGUGCGCAAACGCGUACGAUACGGCUACGUCUGCACCGGAGAAGCCUUCAUCUUUGUGUACAUCCCGGACGAUCCGUCUUCAGUUCAGUGUGCGCUUUGCAUACCGGAUCGGGAUGUCAAGGGGACCGACGAUGAUGAUCUCCAGUGGACAGCCGUCGCGCAGGUCCUGGCAUUCACCAUCAGAGCAUUGACCUCGCCACCAGUUCCCCAGCAGUGGAGCGAUGCCGCUGAUGGGCUUGAUGUCUGGCCCGUGGAGUAUUCCGACAUCCUAGACCAGACUCCACCUGCCGCUCGCCUGAAACAUGCCUCCCCAUUGUACCGCGGCAGACGCCCUCGCAACCUUUCUCCCUUCAGGAUGACGCUGCGAUCCGGAUGUCGGCCCUCUGAAAACAAACCUCGACCGACAAGCUCCCCCUCGCCGUCUCCUCCCCCAUCCCCUUCCCUUACACCGCACUCCGGCCUCCGUGGCCGAACCAGAAGGGGAGGUUCCACUAGGUCAGAUGGAAGGUCCACAGGCGUACCGGCACCCGGCAAACCCAGUGAUACCAGGCGCAUGUCCAAUGUCAUCCACACACCGGCCAUCAAGGACCGCCCAUACUGUUCUCAGCAAUGUCUUCUUGCGCUCAGGGACGGCAGCCCAUUUGAUCCCUUCUGCCCCAAUUACCAGGACCAUCGGAAGGGUCACAUGAAGGUGGAAGACUUCCGUUCUCAUAUCCGGAAACAGCUCGCUAGGGACCGUGGCCCGGAUGCCGACUGUCGUCCGCUCUACAAGGCAGGAAGUUGCGGCACACUGCUCAAAGUGAGACUUUCGUCGCAUGGGUACACCUUGGUCGCCAAGGCCGUGGAAUCCAAGGAUAAAGAUAAACUCCAGCAUGAAAGGAAUGUCUACAAUCAGCUCCGAGACCUCCAAGGCGAAUGCAUCCCGGUCUGCCUUGGCGUUGUCAAAUUGGAGCCAAAGCGCCCCUAUUACCAUGAAGAAAAAAUCCACACCCAUAUUUUACUUCUGAGUUGGGCGGGAGAAUCGAUCGAAAAAGCUGGAACGCUUAGCCCCGCGAAUAAACGGUCCACGGUAUGCCGUGCCCUCCAAGCCAUUCACUCGAGGGGGAUUCUCCAUGGCGACGCGGAGCCGCGAAAUAUACUAUGGGACCAGGCCUGCGAACGUGUGAGGGUGGUUGAUUUUGAACUAGCCACUAUACAGCGGCCUCUCUCCGAUGUGUCCACCAACGUUGCAAGAAAGAGGAAAGUGAUGUCAACUUGUUUCAGCAAAGAGCUUCAACACAUCGAGACUGUCUUUGGGAUACAAGACUUGAAAUGA